AUUGAAAUUUGUAAUUUCCCAAAUUAAACUGGCGUCAAGCGCCAGAUCGGAUGUUUGUAAUUUUGGUUAGACUUUUUCUGCCCGGGGGAGUACACGAUUGAAGUGCAAGAGCGUGUUUCUCAGUGACGUGUUUCGUGGUGUAUGAUGGAAGCAAUCAUUUUGGCCGUGUCCUUCAGCUUGACAGCUAACCCUCAUCGUUUAUGCUUCUUUAAGCAAACCGAUUUCCUACUUAAUGUUUCGCAUUGAAUACUCACAAAAACGUUAAUCGGCAACAGAGAUGAAUAUGACAAAAAAGAAGGAUUGCAUUCCAAAUAUUACUGGAAGCCAUCAAAUGAAUUGGAGGGAAUUGGCUGAAGCUGAUGAUCUCGCUUCUGCUCUUACUGUUGAUCCUUAUCUUGGCUUUACUACGCACAAAAUGACAGAGUAUGUCUUUAAAAGUGAUAUAUUUUUCGUUCACAGCAUGAAGUUAAGGAUUCCUGACAGAAUUAAGAGGAAGUUUCGUGAUAUUAUCUACGCCUUUCGAAAACAUAAGUGUUAUGAUACAGCUUACAAUCAGUUAACAGCCGACCCAAAUAUUGUAAAACGAUCGUGGAGUGUUGACCCUCGAUUCAAAGACCAUGUGAAUCGGUACUUGUUGUUAUUUGAUGAUCGUUCUGGCAUUGAAAUUCGACCUUGUUGGCGCUAUGCAUCAGAAAAUCAUAUAGGAGCUGCAAUAUUUGCAACCCGAGAUUGGUCUAAGGGGUCUCGUAUCAAUACUUUAGUGGGAUGUAUUGCUGAACUCAAGCAUCACGAAGAGGCUGCAUUCCUAAAGCACCAUAAGAAUGACUUCUCAGUCAUGUAUUCUUCUAGAAAAAACUGCUCUCAACUAUGGUUAGGUCCUGCAGCGUAUGUUAAUCAUGACUGUCAUCCUAACUGUGAGUUCACAAUCAACUGUGAUGCAGAUGCUCGUAUGAGUUUGGAAGCAAAAAUGGAUAUAAAGUGUGGAGAUGAAAUUUUCAUAUACUAUGGAAGACAUUUCUUCGAUACAAAUAAUGGAGCAUGUGAAUGUUUUACCUGUGAAUUAUUGGGGCGUGGAUAUUUCAGUAAAUUUAAUCAAGAUGUUGAAGCUAAAAAUACCACCAACCAAAGAUCACCUUCAGAUACCAUUUCUAACCAAGGACAUCCAAAAAGCGCGAUGUCUGCGUAUUACAGUAAUCUUAAUACUUCUAGUAGUCGUAAUCAUGUUUUGUGUGACAGAAUGAACUCAUUACCCGAAAUUUCUGUAGAUAAUGCUCAGUCUACUAAUUGGAAUGGUUCUCAAAAUAGCAAAUCAAUGUCGUUGGAUUUUCUCCUCAAGAAAGGAUCUUCUACUGGUCUGGCUUGUAAAGCACUGCCUGGUGCAUACGCUUUACGUCAUACUGGCUCUCGUUUAAAUCGUGUUAAAGCUCGGAUUAUGGCUGCAACAGUAGCUUCACGUAAUGUAAUCAGUCAAGAAAACAGAAAACCAAAGAUUAAUUCUCCUUACAAAAAGUGUAUUUUAAGAAGAACUCUGCUGAAUACUGUUUCACCGUGUCGAAGAAGUCAAUCGGAUUCAAAUCCACACGUUACUAAUAGAAGAAAAUCAAGAAACUCAUUGUCUGCUGUAAAACGUCGACACCAACCAUUAAGAAACAGUUUGUCUGAACCACAAGUGGACAAUUUCACUCCUGAAAGUGCUACCAAGGAGUCUGUUUCCAAUGAUCCUACAGCUUGUGACAAUAUGACAUGGCAAGAAUCAGAUGGAACAAGUAGUGGAUUGGGACAAAGUGUUCAUAAUGAUGACAGCAGUGGUUCGAAUAGCCCUCUACCACCUGCAUUAGAUCGUAUGUCAUCAACUUCACCGAAUAAUUCAUUCAGUGAUACGACUAUUACACCUGAUCUUGGAUCAUCCUAUUAUCUUGACUCAGUGGACCAAUCGUAUAGCAGUGAUAAUAAAAUUGAUAAUAGUAUUAAUAAUCUGACACAACAAACAUCCUAUAUGCAUUGCCGACUUUCUGCUGACGAAACACUAAACCCAGCAACCAGUCAAUCAUAUAUCACUGGUAGGUUAAACCGACUUCUUUUUGAGUUUCACCCUCUGAAUUGUUCAGAAUUAGGGCAACUGAUACGCAUCUAUACUGGGUUCUUUGUCAACCAGUUUAAUUCAUUAACAGAAACGAAGUUCCGUUUUAAGAUGAGCUAGCUUCAUUCGUAUUCAUAGAUAUUUUACACUGAACAAGUCAUUUUAAAAGCAACAGAAGUAAGAAUUCUGAUAAGUGUUUUCUUCUGAUUUUCGCAACAUUUAUGUUAGGUAGCUAGACUACUUUCUUUAGGUUUUUGUGAAGUGAUGUACAAAAUAUGAUUUUUAAAAAUACUAGGAAACCGUAAAAUGCAUAGUAAUUAAUCUUUGUUCAUUUUCCACAAAGAUGACUGUAUUUAGCUUGUGAUACAAGCAUAUAGAAAAUGUCAGCUGUCCGCAUACUUCCAAAGAUCCUCACCAACCCUGUUGACCUUUGUCUUCAUUAUCUUUUGCUGUUACCGACAUUAUGCCCUCCAUAGUUUUCCCACCUAAAUCUUCAGACAUUGAUAACUUGCAAGCCACCCAAGGAUCAUAUCUUGUCUUCUCAAACCGUGUUGCUAGUUUCACACUAGAGCUUUCAAUGUCCGGAACCCAUAACUAAUUGGACAAGGAGUCUCAUUUCCCAAAUCUUUGGAAUCUCAAGUCAUAAAUGCUUGUUGUGUAUUUGUAUGUAUGCUGCUUGUGUUAUGUUUUCUUACCAGAUUUUUUUUGUCUGAUCCCUUUCAGAAGAAAAUGAAUUGACGAAAAAUGUUGAACCAAUAUUGGGACGACUUAUCAGCGAAACUCAGUGUGGUGAUAUUAAGAAUUUAUUGCUAACUAAUCGUCCAUCAAACCAACCUCCUGUUUCAGAAAAUGGUCGGCGACGUCUGACGAAUUAUGAUGCUCGUUUGAUAGCUGAAGCUAAAUUGUUCACUCCAGCGUCCAAGCAACGUAUACGCAAACCUUUGACUUAUCCAGAUUCUAUUGGUUAUAUUUCAUUGAGAGAUAUACUCAAAUCUCCAAAGUCAAAGCCAAUGAAAUGUGAGAAUAAAAGGAAGCCCGCGAGUAAGCGGUCACUAUGCAGCACUGACUAUACAAAUCCUGGUGUGCACACAGAUUCUAAGAUUUCUAAUAGUGUUCGCAGUCGACAAACAGCAUUGUGUGAUUUAACCAAAUAUAAAUGUGAUAUUGCACCUACAGAUAGACGAAGUCACCAGUGCUUGGACGUCGAAUCUCUUUCUGAGGAUUCAAUACCACCUUUGCUAACAACUCCUUCAAAAAUUCAUACAACGUCGUCAUUUACUUUUUCGGACAGCUCUCAUGAUGUCGGACCGCCAUCUAUAUAUUCUACAGCUGAAGGAGACGAUAAAAGUGAACUUUUUUCUAUUGAUUCUGAGCUCACUGAACCAAAUGUAGACUCAGAGUCCACAUAUGACUAUCAUUUUCGUGAUACACACGCAUACCCCUCGAAUCUUUCUCAACGGUCUACUAUAUAUGAUGAAAAGAACACUGUGUUGUCAGCUGGACAUGUUUUGACGGAUCAUGAUUACUCCUUAACUGCAUACAAUGCUGAAUGUGUAUUAGCUCCAAAUCUAUUAAUUAGUAAGAAAAUAAAUACUCAAAAUUGUAGGCAGAAAUCAAUGAGUUAUUCAUGUAAUGCUAAAUAUGACACUUUAUUAUCGAAGGUUGUUCAAACACCACCACCUCCAAUUUUACAACCAGCAACUCCCCCCAGUACUCUUGACUUGUAUACAUGUUAUUCACCUUGUAAAAUUAAAAAUGACUAUCUGUCAAAUUCAUCUCAUACACCCGCAAUUUCACGUGUCCAUAAUCCAUGGUGGUCGCAUACCUCAGAUCCUAAUGAUAUGAUAUGGCAUUCUGAAGUUGUGUAUUCAGAUUCAAUCCCGAAUACAACUCGUUUGACUGUGACACUCAAACGUGUUGGACCUAAACACUAUCAGAUAUCUCAACCAAAUGGACUUUUAAUUAAAUGAAUAAUAUCAUUUUCUUUUUUUCUUGUAUAUUUAUAGGAAUUUUCAUAUUUAUCGUUGAUGAUCAGCAUUUUAGAUUUAUUACUUCUUUGCUAUAGCUUAUUCUACCUCAGAUUUUUCACUGAUACUUAUCCACUGUAUUAUAUAUGGAUGUAUAUAUAUUGGUCUACAUGUAUACAUAUACUGUUGUUGAUCUGUUGUCAGUUACAAAUAGUUGAGGUAAUUGUGCUUUUCAGUUUUUUAAAGGAUUCAAGCAAUUAAAAGGUAGCCUGAC
This is a messenger RNA of Heterobilharzia americana, 4321 nucleotides long. The record is from the annotation of a GenBank genome assembly. NCBI's taxonomy places the organism in Eukaryota, Metazoa, Platyhelminthes, Trematoda, Strigeidida, Schistosomatidae.